Messenger RNA from Rotaria sp. Silwood2, 2160 nucleotides. NCBI's taxonomy places the organism in Eukaryota, Metazoa, Rotifera, Eurotatoria, Philodinida, Philodinidae. The record is from the annotation of a GenBank genome assembly.
AUGAUAACAUCGGAAAUCGUAAUCAUCACCAGUGAUAAUUUGCACGAAUAUACAACAUCAUCAUUGACUAAUCUUUUGAAAGAAAAACCAGAUGAUUUCAGAAUUAUUAAGAAAGAAAAAGCAAUAAGCAAUUGUUGGUCAAUUUUCGGACAACCAGCUAGAAAGAACAAAGAAGAUACAUAUGUACCUAUUGAAGGUUUCGUAUCUUGCUCUAAAUGUUUCAAAACUUACGUUCACAAUUCAAAUACUGGAACAAAAACUUUGAACGCACAUCUAUGUGUGAAACAGUUUUUAGCUGAUUCAAAUGAUACAGCAAAAGAAAAUAUUUCAUUAUUAGAAGAUACUCAUAAUAAUGCAAUUUCAGCUACAUUAUCAACAUCGAGAUUGUCUAUGUAUUCACCAUUGAAUCGUAUGGGUAUGAUCACUCGAAAAAAUUUGUCUGAGAAAGAAAAAGCAAAAAUCAAAGAUUUAAGUGCAUUUUGGUUGUGUGGAGCACUUCGGCCUUUUUCAAUCAUGGACGACAUAGGCUUACGACGUCUUGUUCAAGAAUGUAUUAAUAUUGGUGCUAAAUAUGGUUGUCUUGAUGUUGAUGUGGUGUUGCGUCACAGAACAUCGAUUAGUAAGCAUAUAAAACAACUAGCAAUAACAUCUCGCGAAAACUUAACAGCUGAAUUUAUUGAACCUCUCAGUGCUCAAGCACUUACAAUUAUUCCUGAUUUAUGGUCUGAUAAAUACAACCAAGUUCGUUUUCUUGGUGCCACAGUUUCUUACGUUGAUGCUAACUUUAAUUUCCACUGCUUUGAUUUAUUUUGUCGUGAAUAUCAGGAAUUGAAUAAGCAAAGUCAAAAUAUUAUUAUAGCGCUAAGAAAAAAUUUAAUGGAUUUUAAUAUUCAUGAUCUAUCUUCGGUUAAUUUUUGUUCCGAUCGAGGUUCAAAUUUCGUCAAAUGUCUCAAACAAUUUUGUCCAGUACAUUGUUAUGCACAUCGAAUUAACAACAUUUUAUCACGAACUUUUUUUGGAAAAGAUCACUCGAAAAAAAUGAAACAGUUUUUAUCAUCAAUACCAACAUCAAAAGAUGAAAAUUAUGAAUCAUCAUCAAGUGAAGAUGACUCUGAAUGUCACGAAUCCGAUGAUGAAAGUAUUCCAACAAUGAAAAUGAAAAAAACAAAAAAAGUCAAUGCAUCAUCUAUGUUCACAACGGACAGUACAACUUAUAAAAAGAUUAAUCAUAUUCAAUUGAAACUCGUCGAUUUACCUAGUGAAGCACAAGCUAUUCUUGAACAAAUUUACAAAGCGAAAAAAUUAGUAAAAUACAUUAAAAAAGUAAGUAAUACACUUAAUACUCAUUUUUUUCGACGCCGUAAAAAUUUUUUAAAGGCAGGUUUAAAUCAAGAAAUUUGUGAUAUUGGUGGUUCAACAUUAAAGCAAUGUACUCAAGUUAGGUGGUUAUCAUUGUCUGAGACUCUUAUCUCCAUUGUUAAUUCAUAUUCACAAAUAAAAACAGUAUUAUUACGUAAAGGUCAAGCUGGUCGAAUGAAUGGAAUCGAUAAGGAUGAUAUGGCUGCAAUCGUACAAUUGUUGAUUCCAUUUAAAGUAAUUUUAACAGCUGUACAAUAUGGAGCAGGACCGUCUCUAUACAUGGUCUUAUUAUCUACAUUACAACUUCGACGAGUUUUAUCAUCUACUAGUGAAUUAUGCCAUUUUUGCAAAAUAUAUUAUAAACAACAUAAUCGAUCGAAUGAAGUCAAUGAUGAUGCAACACUUCCAAAAAAAUCAGAUAAUGUUAAUGAAGAUGAUGAUGCCUAUUAUUUUGAAGUAGAGGAAUGUGAUGACGAUGAUGAAUCAUUUAGAAAUAAUUCAAUUAAUAAAACUGCCGAUGAAGUUACUCAAUAUUUACUUUUGGUUCAAAAAUUAAAUGAAAACAAAAACAAUGAAAAUCCAUUGCCUUGGUGGAAUGAACAUAAAUCAAAAUUACCUAAAUUAUCAAUAUUAGCUCGUCGUUUGUUUUCGAUACCGGCAACUUCUGCUAGUGUUGAGCGACAAUUUUCCAGCGCUGGUUUAGUUUAUACUGAUCGAAGAAACCGAUUAGAUGGUGCUCAAUUGGAUAAUGUAUUACUUGUUCGUGCAAUGAAUAAUGCAAAUACAAAUGAAGUACAAUGA